Ectocarpus sp. CCAP 1310/34 is the source of this 4969-nucleotide messenger RNA. Lineage: Eukaryota; Phaeophyceae; Ectocarpales; Ectocarpaceae. The record is from the annotation of a GenBank genome assembly.
UUGUACCCUCGCGCUCGUACGCCGGAGUUCUCGCGCACUCGCGAUGAGUAGGAUGGGGCGGUGCAGCGACCGCUCCGCACACCAGCAGCGCGGUGAGUGCUCUGCCGCAAGCAAGAGCGGCCAGGCGCGCUCGCAGCAGCUCAAGAGGUGCGCCGAGACGACCACUCCGGAGGAAGCAGCCGAAGGCCGUGCCAAGCGCCACGAUUCGGGAGAGGCGCGGCGCAGGAGGGUGUCAUCAGAAGACGGAGAAUAUACGACGGAUGAUGACUCCGACGAGGACGAGCGUGGGGGGGCGGCAGGGGAGGCGGCAACCAGCACCACAGCGGGUGGUGGAAUGCACAGCGGAGACCCUCCGACCCGCAAGAAGACCUCCGCGCGUCCGCGGCGUUGGCAGCCAGAGGAGGACAAGAAGCUCACGCUUGCCGUCAAGGAGUCCGGGGAGAAGGACUGGAAGUCCAUCGCCCUCAAAGUGGGCUCGCGUAACCACGUGCAGUGCCUCCAGCGGUGGAAGAAGGUGCUGCGUCCUGGUCUUGUGAAAGGCCAGUGGGACGCGGAGGAAGACGCGGCCCUCAUGAAGCUCGCGACAGCGCCCUUUAAGAAUUGGGGCGUUCUCUCCCAGAGCAUGUCUGGGAGAACCAGCAAACAGUGCCGAGAACGCUGGUGCCACCACCUGGACCCCAGCAUCAACAAAGGCGCUUACACGGAGGAGGAGGACAAAAUCAUCAUCGAGACCCAGGCUAAGCUCGGCAACCGGUGGAGCCAGAUCGCCGCUCGCCUCCCGGGCCGCACAGAGAACAGCAUCAAGAUCCGAUGCAAGGCUCUCCAGCGCAAGGUAUUGUCCGGCUCUCCGUCUAGCGGCGGCAGGUCGGGGUCGACCUCCUCCCCCGCAGGGCGCGCCCCCAAGAAGUCUACGGGGACGUCUACGACCGCGCGGCAGAGUCGGGAAUUGUCUUCGUCCAGCUCCUUGUCGGCGUCGGAGUCGUGUUCUUCCUUCGAGUCGGGGCUGGACACCAUGGCCGAGCAGCCGCCGUUGGCGCCGUUGGCGGUGCCCCCCCGGGCCCCGCUCCUCCCCGAGCAGCACCCACCGGUUCACUUCUCCCGGGGUAUGCACUUCAAGCUUGGCGGCGGCGGCGACGGCGUGCCGCUCCCACCGGCCGGUGCACCGCCGUGCCACGGCAACUCCGUAUUCUCGGGGCCGGGACCCGCGGCUCCCGCUCCGGGCUACGCGAUGCCACGGGCCGGGUUAGAGCAGGGUUGGUUCGAACCGAAACAGGACGCCGCUCAUCAGUUCCUGCUGCUGCAGCAGCAGCAGCAGCAGCAGCAGCCCCUUGGCAGCGGUUCCGCUAAGGUGGAGGGUGGGCUUUGCGCGCUCGCCCUAGACCGACAGCACCACCUGCUGCAGCAGCAGAAAUACGUUCCCCAACCAGAGCAGUUGGUCGACGUUAUUCCCGCCUCGCAACCGUUUCCGAGCGCCAUCAACAUCGACGGCGGUGGCGGCGGCGGCCGCGGCGGCGGCGGCGGGAUGUUCGCCAACAGCAGCGACCUGUCCCCCGCCGUAGAAGGGUUCCUGGUUCAGCCCCAGUACCAGCAUGCCCAGAAGCAGACCCCCUUAAUGCACGAGUACAUCCCGAGCGCGUUUCCACAAGAGGGGGAGCAGCAGCAGCAUCAGCAGGAGGGAGGAGUAGGGCUGCCGCUCGACGGAGAGCUCAUGUCUCACGCGGUGGCGGCGGUGGCCGCGGCGGAGGACCGUUAUGCCGGCGGCGUGGGGGACGGUGGCGGAGCCUACGGGAUUUGUCUGCCCGAGGAUCUGGCCUGUGACGGCGGUGGCCAGCGCGGCAACGGGGUCGGCCAGGGGGGCGACAUCAAGCCCAUCGGAGGAGCCAUCGGCGGAGAUGAAGUUGUCAACGAGAACGGUCCCAUCAAAGAGUGCUGCAGCUUCCUCGACCUGGCCAGCGCGGCGUCGGCGGAUGACAAUAUUAUCGGAGACGUGGACUCGUGGCGGCCGGUUUGAAUAUGACGAGCGGCUAUGUAACUUUUAGAGGGCUUGUAAGGAGCGGUGGCGGCGGUGGCGGCGGCGGUGGCGGUAGCAGCACGCCUCGGUUGGCGCUGCAUGUUCCUUUCUAUGUCAUCACAUUCGGGCGUGGCCUCGGCUUGCCUGCUUGUGGGUUUCGAGAUAGGUUUUCGGCUCUCUUGCCUUGUCGGACUGCUUUCACCGACAACCUCAAGAAGUCAAUGCUGGCCGACCGUUAGCUACCUCAUGCUCGGCGCGAGCUAGCGUUUAUGGUGCGUUUUGUUUGUUUGUCUUGUCAUGUUUUCCGACAAGGGUCGAGGGUGCAUGUGGCGCUGCUGCCUUAGCGCAGGUGUGAGAGACGGGCGUGGUUUGUGUUGCGGGUGUGCUUAGUCGGGGGUGGGGAUCGAAGGGGGGGUGGGGCUGAAUGUGUGGGAUGGCAACGGUACCGGAUCGCUCGCAGAGUGCGUGUCUUGCUGAGCAAGCGCCCUGGGUAACUGAGCUCCGAUCGGGGAGACGAAGGCGAGUUUGAUCGGACUUCGGACGAUUCUUACCCGGGCGUUUUGUGCUGAGGAGGGGGGGACGGGGGACGGGGGGCGGGGGGCGGCGGGGGGUCGUCGCAAGGAGUUCGUGCUCUUGUUUUUUACCCUUCUUUUCGUCUGUUGUCGUUUCUGUGUCCGAAUAGUGGAAGGUUAAGUGUUGGCUAUGUUCCGAGUGUUUGUACGACGAUGGUAGGCGUGAUGCUUUCCCUUCGCACAGCAGCAGCAGUGGCGCUUGCGAAGGACCCCUCGCAGUUUUUGUUGGGAGGGGACAGGGAAAGGGUGUAAGAGGAUGAUGAGCUGGCGGCCGGAGUUAUUCAAUACUCGUUGGCUUUCCAUUUUUCAGCAGGUAGACUUGUGUGGUGGCGGUACCACUUUUCUUCUUCGACCGUUGCUCUGGAUCGUGAGAACGGGGUCAUCAGGGGGGUGGUGUUGAGCACAAGGGACCACACUUGCACGCCCGCACGUCUAGGUGCGCGUUUUGUGGGGCCGUCUCGUGUGCGCUUGGGCACCGCGAUGGUAGUAGUAUGUAGCUUUUGGGGUGCGCGUACUCACCUUUUUUUUCUCGAAAGCUCUUUUUCAGCACACACAACUAUUCUUCUGCGGUUGUGUAUAUAUUUUCGGGAGAUCCUGCGUGCACCUACAGGGAAAGCCAGGUGGUAGCAGCUUCAGAACGUCGGUCGCGUCACUGUUCGGAAGCUAGCUACCUGUCGGCUGUUUACGGCAGUGUCAAUUUUUUUUGUGGCUUGUACAUGUUGCUGCUGCCGCCGCUGCUGUUGCACGGGAGCAGGUGUAGGUAUUUUUGUGGGUGUGGGUGCAGUGUAUGUUUUAAGGAGCGGCCCAAAAUCUCUUGUUUGUCCUUGGUUUUGUGUUAGAGGGGGCCUCUUUGCUGCCGCUGCGGCAGGAAAAGUGGUUCUCCCAAGCAGGAGGGAAAAGCCUUAUGCCACGCUGUUCCGCCGGCCCUUUUGUUAUUUUUUCCUCUGCCGCACCUACAGGGAAGAGAGUUGUAUACGUCCAGUCUUGAGCACCCGUUUCGAAUUCGUUUCUUUCUUAUUUUUUCCGUAUACUUACAAUGGUUUCAGCUUCACUGAGCUGUUGGAGUUGUGGAAUUGCUCCAGCCGCUGCGACCUCGUUUGGCUGCAUGCGCUUUGUUCCCCCCUUAUAAAUGCAAAGCCACAUUAGUGCAAGUGCCUAUACACCCCAUAUCUGGUGAGUUGUGUGUGGCGUUGACCGAUGAUAUGGAUUUUCGAGUUUCCUGAUAUGGGUGAAAGAUGCGCGUAUGAAGAGUAAGGUAGGAACAGGUUUCGAUGGGUUGAUUGCUUCGAAGUAUUUGAAGUAGGACUACAAACGGGGUGGGAUUGACCUGUUUCACCUGUUCAUAACAAUACUCACGGUACAUUCGUAGAUCUGUUUUUGGUGCGUGUGGGGGGGCCGGAAGGAGGGCGGGGGUUCAUAAUACAUAUGCAGUGUGAACGUGAUUAAUCUAAAGCGCCAUGCUCACGUCCACACUUUGCAUUCACGUACACUGGAUCCACACACGUACAGAUCGCGCCCGCACGUAAGAACCCCUAGUUUCGGCCGAGGCUGGGUUCUUAUUUUGCUGAUCAUCCUCUUGUGGGCUACAAAUGGCAGUUAUGUAUGUGUCAGUUUGGACUUCUUAACCGAGCUCACAAAUGGUGCUCAAGUUCUUAGCUUCUGUUUUUUUGCGAGUGUCAAUUUCUUAACUGCUAAGUUCUUAUGUGCGGGCGCUAUCUGUAUAUGAAGUAGAGUAGGAGGUAUAAUAGAAUCAGGUAUAAAUAACAAGGAGGGGUGCAUCAACCUUUUUCCGUAGAUUCUAGUUUACGCACCAGGUUCACUGUGCGUGGUGCAUUCCAAGUGCACCGGGGCGUGUAAAACCUCGUCUAACACGCCUUGAUUGAGUGGUUGGUGAGCGUAAGACAAUAUGUACAACGUUUGUGUGCGCGUACAAAGCAUCCAUGUCGCGACUGCUGCUCGCUGGUGUGCAUUAGUAUGCUAUUCGCAUUCGACUUGUUGGUGUUUUGUGACGUCGUGCGUAUUGUUGAUUGUUGAUUGUUUGAUGUCUUUCUUAGCGGCGUCCUCCUUUCGUUGAUGUUGUGCCGCAGUCGAGCGCGGCACCUAGAAUGAUGUACACUUGAUUUCUUCUUUCCUUUACGCUUGAUUGUUUUUCGUUUGGCGAGAGAAAAAAAAGAUCAGGAAUAGCUAAUUUUUCAUUCGAUGGGCUGUGUUGUUUUUUUCAAUGUUGUAAGAAAAGCACGUGUAGUGUGUUAUCCCUUUGUUGCGCAGUAACAAGUAAAUGAGAAAUAAAGUUAAGAAACGUGCAUGGUACUGCAGUUGUUUUCUUGUUGUCUGCCAUUUUUUCCGGACGUCGGUCCUUACUAAACCAUUUCCGUACAACAACGCA